Molecule: messenger RNA, 648 nt
Organism: Drepanopeziza brunnea f. sp. 'multigermtubi' MB_m1
Lineage: Eukaryota; Fungi; Ascomycota; Leotiomycetes; Helotiales; Drepanopezizaceae
Biological process (GO): DNA synthesis involved in DNA repair; DNA-templated DNA replication
Cellular component (GO): delta DNA polymerase complex
Molecular function (GO): DNA-directed DNA polymerase activity
Source: RefSeq, a predicted model, not a curated record
AUGCCACCGACACGCAGAUCCCGCACCUCCAGCGGCCCCGCCGCCGCCGCCGCCGCCGCGAAAGGCUCCUCCCAAAAGACCCUCUCCUUCGGCGCCAAAGUCUCGAAACCGACGACUCCCCACGGCAAAGCCCUCCUCGGCGCCACCGCCCCCACCGCCUCCGACUCCAAACCCUCCCCCCUCAGCAAGACCGUCUCGAUCCCGCUCGCCACACCCCCCUCCACCGCCAUCUCGCAAGCUCCCCCUACCGACAUCGCCACCGAACCCGGCCACGCCGCCGCCGCACGGCAGCAAGGCCUCGAAGGCCAGAGCGCGGAGGAGCAGCGGGCGGCGAAGGUGACAGAUGCGCAGAUCAAGCGGUACUGGCGCCAGCGGGAGAGCGAGCGGGUGACGAGGAGGGUGCACCAGGAGGCGCUCGGGGUCGAGGAGAAGAUACUGCGGCUGUGGGAUGUGAGUUCGCAGUUUGGGCCGGCGAUUGGCAUGGCGCGCAUGAAGCGUUGGGUUCGUGCAAAUAAGCUCGGCCUGAAUCCGCCGAUUGAGGUGCUUGCUGUGCUGUUGAGGGAGGAGGGGAAAGGGAAUAAGGAUAUUGAGAGGGCGCAUGUGGAUGAGCUGAUGAGCUCCAAGUUCGUGGUUGGGGACGUUGCGUAG